AUGGGGUUGUGUACGAAUGGAUUCAUGAAUGAUAUUCAGUGGAGAAUUCUAAGUGGAAAAAGUUGUUAUCUAGAGCAUUUACCGUUGUUUUCACGAGCUGCUGCAAAUUUUCGAAAGUGUUUUGAUCCCAUUGUUGCAAUAUCUGGCCAUGACCUGUUUCCUGUUAUGGUCUAUGGGAGAAAUGUUUCUGGCCAAGAAUUUGGGGGAAUGUAUUGCAUUGUUUUUAUUUUGAAUUCUAUUGUAGUAUCUGUCAGGCUUCUUAAGAUUUUUGGCUGCAAUAUUGAUGAGCUUCCCCUGGUAGCUACAAGUAGAGAGUAUCAAGAAAAAGGUUAUUUUCAAGUGUUGCUCUCUUGCAUAGAGAGGUUGUUGUCUUCUCUAAAUGUAGAAAAGCUGGUUCUCUCUGCUGCAGGGGAUGCAGAGUCAAUUUGUACUAAGAAAUUAGGCUUUUACAAGAUGAGUGAAGAUCAGUUAUCCAAAUAUCUUAAAGAGGGUCUCUACUAUUUCAAAACCAUGAAAGAGCAUUACGGAUUUGAGCCUUCGAUGGAUCACUAUGGUGCCAUGGUUGACCUUCUCGGUCGAGCUGGAAAGAUAGUGAUGCCAAUGAUAGUAUAA
Vicia faba (fava bean) is the source of this 612-nucleotide messenger RNA. Lineage: Eukaryota; Viridiplantae; Streptophyta; Magnoliopsida; Fabales; Fabaceae. The record is from the annotation of a GenBank genome assembly.